Didymosphaeria variabile is the source of this 2295-nucleotide messenger RNA. It is a transcript of the gene NOC2, whose product is annotated as Nucleolar Complex 2 protein. The transcript has 3 exons. The record is from RefSeq and is a predicted model, not a curated record. Gene Ontology annotation, biological process: ribosomal large subunit biogenesis. The coding region runs from base 1 to 2295 and encodes 764 amino acids. NCBI's taxonomy places the organism in Eukaryota, Fungi, Ascomycota, Dothideomycetes, Pleosporales, Didymosphaeriaceae. Gene Ontology annotation, cellular component: nucleoplasm; Noc1p-Noc2p complex; nucleolus.
AUGCCGGUCUCAAAAGCAACCAAGAAGUUUGAGAAGAACAAGCUGAGUCAGGUGCUCAAAAAGCGGAAAGAUGUCGCAAAGAUCAAGCAGAGGAAGCAGAUGGACCUGAAGCGCAAGCAACGAAAAGCCUUGGACAAUGCGCCCGCUGACGGUGUCGAGAACGACGCCAGCAAGAAGGCAACAAGCAACGGAACCAAGGAAGAUGCGUUCGGUGAAAUGUCUAUGGACCAAUUCUUCCAGGGCGGUUUCCAAGUGCCCGAAAUGAAAAAGAAGUCCACAAAACCGAAGACGGGAAAGCGCAAGCGGACGCCGGUCGAAGACGGCGCCUCGGACGAUUCAGAUGUCGACCUGGCGGAGGCGGCGGAAGGCGCAGAAGAUGCUGGCUCAGACAGUGAAUCUGGCGAUGACAUGGAGGCACACAAGAAACAGCUAGCAGGGUUGGCAGAAAAGGACCCCGAGUUCUACAAGCACUUGAAGGAACACGACCCAGAACUGCUUGAUUUCGAGGACGACGAUCUGGAGGGGCUUGAGCUCAGUGCCAGCGAGGACGAGAAGACGCCACGAAAGAAGCGCAAGUCGGACAAGGGUGCAAAGGACGACGAAGCCGGAUCAGCGGGCAACGAAGUGACUAAGAAGCUUAUUCAGAAGUGGAAAUCUUCCAUGGAGGAGAGCUCAUCGCUUAGAGCGACGAGAGAGGUCGUGCUUGCUUUUCGGUCUGCUGCCCACCUUGACGAGGAGAAGAAAGAGAAGUAUAAGUAUACCAUAUCGGAUUCAACUGUGUACCACGAGCUUCUCAUUACCGCCUUGAAGCUGAUUCCGAAAGUCCUUCAGCAUCACCUGCCAGUCAAGGAGUCUGCAUCCGGCAGAGUACACUUGUCGACGGACUCCAAGAAGUUCCGCAACCUUGCACCUUUGCUCAAAUCGCACGCAGUCUCAAUAAACCAUCUCCUAGACAAUCUUUCGGACGCUCCUACACAGCGUAUGACGCUUGACUCGCUACUUGCGCUCCUUCCCUAUAUCCUGUCGUUCAAGAAGAUCGUACGAGACGUUGCAAAGACGGUCUCGUCUGUCUGGGCGGAUUCUUCCAACACUGAAGCAACGAGGCUGUCUGCAUUCCUUGUACUUCGCCGACUGGUCGUCAUCUCAGAUGCUGGCAUUCGGGAAGCAGUUCUCAAGCAGACCUACCAAGGUCUUAUUAAGGGUGCCAGAAACACAACAGUGCACAACAUCCAGGGUAUAAAUCUCAUGAAGAAUACUGCCUCUGAGCUAUGGGGCUUGGAUCCCAAUAUCGGUUACACGACAGGCUUCGGUUUCAUUAGACAGCUUGCCGUCCAUUUACGACAAAGCAUUACCAACAAAACGAAGGAUUCUUACAAGACGGUCUACAACUGGCAGUACAUCCACUCGCUAGAUUUCUGGUCGCGAGUAGUCUCCGUGCACUGCGAGUCUCUCCGGGAAGCAGAAUCGGGUAAGCAAUCUGCUCUACGGCCUCUCAUCUACCCCAUCGUCCAGGUCACUCUCGGGGCCAUGCGUCUGAUACCGACGUCGCAAUAUUUCCCUCUUCGCUUCCAGCUCGUUCGCUCCCUCCUCCGCAUAUCGUCCGCUACAUCGACCUACAUCCCGCUCGCCCCAGCCCUGAUAGAGGUACUCAAUUCUGCCGAGAUGAAGAAGAUGCCUAAGCCCAGCACGCUGAAAGCUUUGGACUUCAGCACCAACAUUCGCGCCACCAAAGCCUACUUGCGCACUCGUAUCUACCAAGACGGUGUCGGUGAGCAGGUCGCAGAGCUUCUCUCUGAAUUCUUCGUUCUUUGGAGCAAGAACAUUGCUUUCCCUGAACUCGCGCUCCCGGUCAGCGUCAUGCUCAAGCGCUGGGUGAAGACCAUGGCCAAGAAGUCAAGUGGCAACCGCAACGCCAAGAUCAACUCGCUGCUCGCGCUUUUGGUGCAGAAACUCGAGGCAAACUCAAAGUGGGUAGAAGAGCGGAGAGCGAAGAUCGACUUUGCGCCCAACGACCGCGCGGGUGUGGAAGGCUUCCUCAAGGAAGUGGAGUGGGAGAAGACACCAUUAGGUGCGUUCGUGAUCGGUCAAAGAAAGACGAGGGAGCAGAAGGAAAAGAUCGAAGAGGCGGCGAGGAAGACGCAGGACAAGAAGAGAAGAGAGGCUGAGAAGGCUGAAGCAGAGGAGAACGCGGAGAAGUUCAGUGAUGCCGAGAGCGAGGAAGAAGAUGAGGAAGCAGAGGAGGGGGCAGAUGGGGUUAGCGCGGAGGAUGUUGACGACUCCGAGGAUGAGGAGUAG